Molecule: messenger RNA, 1236 nt
Organism: Exophiala aquamarina CBS 119918
Lineage: Eukaryota; Fungi; Ascomycota; Eurotiomycetes; Chaetothyriales; Herpotrichiellaceae
Exons: 4
Coding region: 1-1236 (411 amino acids)
Biological process (GO): DNA-templated transcription; positive regulation of transcription from RNA polymerase II promoter by galactose
Cellular component (GO): nucleus
Molecular function (GO): DNA-binding transcription factor activity, RNA polymerase II-specific; RNA polymerase II cis-regulatory region sequence-specific DNA binding; zinc ion binding
Source: RefSeq, a predicted model, not a curated record
AUGGCUGUUAGUACCACGAUCGACGACAAUGUCGACGCGGUAAAACGCUUUCAGGAGUCGGAUGUCUACUAUCAACGCGCGUAUGGGCUUUGCGGCAAGCUGAUGCUGCGAGGCACGAGUUUGGAGAUUGUACAGUGUCUUCUCCUUAUGGGACAAUACCUUCAGGGAACCCAGAAAUCAAUAGAAGCUUGGGUGGUCCAUGGACUAGCCAUGAAGGCGGCGAUGCAGUUGGGACUCCAUUCUAGUGAGGCUUGCAAAGGGCUGCCUUCACUCGAGCGCGAAAUCAGGAAGCGAACAUGGUUUGGUUGCGUGAUUCAUGAUAGAGCAUUGGCCAUGACAUUCGGUCGCCCAUGUACAAUUCCCGAAAGUUUCGUCAAGCUUGAGUUGCCCAGUGAGCGCGACUUUUAUCCGAUCACUGGCAUUUCUUCUUCGGCCGAAGCUCGAAACAGUCUCAAUGUUCAUUUUUAUGUUGCGACAAUACAAGCGUACCGGGUAUUAUGGGACAUCAUUGAGCAGCUCUAUGGGCAUAACAUCAGCUGCGAAGAGCGCUUAGGCGCCGGUGAAAUGGUGACUAGACUGUUCAACUUGGAGCAGAGACUGUCCUCUUGGGAGCAUAAUCUACAUCCAAACCUCAGAACAUUGACUUAUAACCAUUUGACAGCAAUGAAAGAACAGGCCCGCCUGAACGCUGAUCAGAAAAUUGCUCAAACACUUCGCAUAGUGUUGACGUUAAGGUGUCUUAAUCUGCGACUGCUCUUGCAUCGGCCCAUUCUCGUCAGGUUUCUCAACUUUGGAUCCGAAUCGGUUGGAGACAGCCACGAUAUUCAGAUGCUACGACAAAUAGGGUCGCACAGCCUUCAAGUCUGCAUGCACACUGCUGAUGAGAUUAUCUCAAUCGUACAUUCGAUCGUCACUUCUAUAGAUGCCACACGAACAUCUGUAGGGUCAUGGUGGUACACACUUUAUUACAGUGAGAUUUAUUUCCCACGCAAUGAUUCAGGCUCACAUUCGCUAGCUUUCAACGCGGCACUGGUGGUGUUCGGGUGCUUUCUCAUCUGUCACCCAGGGAACAAAACAAUCAACAGCGAUUUUACCAGCGUCACAGCCAAAGAUGCAAUCGAUACUUUGAACAAAGCAAUAAUAGCGACGCAGAAUAUUGAUAGAGGAAACCAUAUUGUCGAUAGAUGCAGGCAUUACCUCCAACUCCUGUUAAAGGUCGCAAAAAUAAUGGGUUAG